Messenger RNA from Anneissia japonica, 7034 nucleotides. Its product is annotated as rab GTPase-activating protein 1-like. NCBI's taxonomy places the organism in Eukaryota, Metazoa, Echinodermata, Crinoidea, Comatulida, Comatulidae. The record is from RefSeq and is a predicted model, not a curated record. The coding region runs from base 142 to 3510 and encodes 1122 amino acids. The transcript is spliced from 21 exons.
CCUUGUAACAAAACAUCAACAUUAAAAAAGGGAGUGAGAGGCUGAGAUCGAGGUGUUGAAAAGCAGAUGGAAAUAAUUUUUUUUUACAAUUGAUCAUUUGAAAAAGCGAUUUAAAUCUACAAUAUAAUAAACAGGCUAUAAAUGGAAGAGACUGUAAGUAGAAGCUCAACUGAUUCCUUCGCUCCAAGUGAAGAGUUUGUAGUUGUUUCUCCAGAUGACCGAUCGCCAAACUCAAACAGCGCCUCCAGCGGAACACAGGAAGGGUUGAAUAUCGCCGGCAACGGCAACAUGGACGAGUUGACUGAAAACCUGGCAGAAGUUCUGAAAGACCAGGCCCAAUCAUCGGGGGAGGAAGCAACAGCAGGAGAAAAUGGUACAACCACAACUGGUGUAGAGAACACGACUGGAGAAGAAAACUCAGAGCAUAUACAACGUAAUCAGUCGUUUGAUAACCAGGCUUUGAACAAUGAUCAGGACAGCCAUCAAAAAGAAGCAGGAAAGAGCAGAGAGGAAAAGAAAGAGAACCAACAAGGUGUAACAGACAACGUAUUCAAGAUUCGUAUGAACUCCUCAAGCGAAAGCCCCAAGUUCCAACCAGGUAUUGUUACAUGUGAGGGUGAUGUUUGGUUGCCUCGGGUGGUGGAUGCUAACAAUAUUUCUGGUGAAGUGAGUUCCCCACCACCUAGUUCCAAAACUGUACCCUUGGAAAAUGAUUGCACAUUGUUUAACCGGAUUGUUUACCUGGGGGCAGCGACUGUAGAUGCCCCCAAGAGUGAGGAAGAGGCUACAAGGAACAUGACUAUCUUAAAAGCUCAACAAUCCCAGAAUUCCAUUCAGAUUAUUUUGUCGGUGCCAGGAACGUCAGAAGGGGCAGUCAGGUUAUUGGAGCCGGAUGGUAAGGCUGAGAUUGCUCAUUACCGCGUGACCCGUAUCCUCUUCUGUUGCCGCGGCCAGGCCAACGGCAAUGAGAUGGAUUGCUUUGCAUUUACAUGCAGCUACGGAACACGUGACUCGCAGUUCUUUCAAUGCCAUGUUUUUAGAUGCGAGAUUCCGGAAGCGGAGAUGUCACCAGGUUAUGCAUCUACCAAGGUUCAUAAAAUUUUGCAAUGUUUUGGCCUGGCAUUCCGGCGGGUACCAAGAAGUCCAGAUGUGAUGGAGUCAUCAAUAUCAACAUUCCCGAUGUCCCCGAGUGAACCACUUCUCAGCUUUGUAAUUCCCGUCACAUUGGAUAUAAAGGAAGAGGACGGAAAGGGCGGGUUCACCCAUGUACCACGGGAGAAGAAGUGCUUCAAAUUAAGGCAAAACCUAAAGAAAGAAGUUCUUAUUACUAUCUUUCACAGGGAAAGACCAUUGCCAAUUGAAAGGUGUUUUGGCCUUCUUAUAAGCCCAGGGCGGGAUGUACCAGACCGGCAUAUGCACCUUUUAGACAUGGUGACAAUGAAGCAGAGUAGUGAUUCCAAAUCAUACCAGCUGAAGAGCUAUUGGCACCCUACGCAGCAAGAGUUUGAAGUACUUAACACAGAGACACCACAGGGGUACAUAUAUAUGACUGUGGCUGUUGAUUUGGUGAUAGCAGGCAUACAAGAACCAGUGCGUUUUAUAAUUGAGACACGUGUUCGCAUCUACCCGCAGAAUGAACGGUUUUGGUACUUCGGUAAAAAACCAAUCAGGGAAACUUUCUAUAUCGAGCUAGAGCAGACACAAAUUGGAGGGUUGAUUGAUAAUGAGAUUCUAUAUAGAGUUCAGAGUUUAGAGAGUGAGACACAAAGGGUUAAGAAGCAAAGCCUGCCCUCAUCUCCAGCAGUUGGUGCUAAGAUGGUGCAGACGCCAGACAGUUUAAGCUCUUUUCCUGAGGAUGAAACAGAUGACGAUGAACCACUACAGAGUGGAUCAGGCACUGUGGGUAAAGACUGCGCCGAAACUGUCCUCGUCAGCUGGGGGGAUCUACUAACCAAAUGGAGGCAAGACCUCAACACUAGGCCUAAGCAAUUGGUACCACUUGUCCGGAAAGGAAUUCCAGAGGCAUUACGGGGUGAAGUCUGGCAACUACUUUGUGGCUGUCAUGACAAUAGCGACAUGUUAGAGCAUUACCGACGUCUCAUAGUAAAGGAAUCUUCAUUUGAAUCGGUAAUUCAACGAGACAUUUCACGUACAUUCACCGCCAAUGAUUACUUUAAAGAGAAGGAAGGGCAGGGCCAGGAUGGUCUUUACAAAAUUAGCAAGGCUUACUCCAUACAUGAUCAGGAGAUAGGCUAUGUCCAAGGCUUGUCCUUCUUAGGUGCAGUUCUACUCUUGCAUAUGCCAGAGGAACAGGCCUUCACCGUGCUAGUCAAGAUAAUGUCGGACUACGGCUUACAAAGCCUGUUUAGCAAUGAUUUUGCUGAACUUCAUCGCAAGUUCUACCAACUGGAGCGAUUUUUUAUGGAUGUGAUGCCCGACCUGUAUUCGCAUUUCAUGAACCUUGGAAUCGAGACUCACAUGUACGCAUCACAAUGGUUCCUCACGCUGUUCACGUCCAAGUUUCCUUUACACACUGCUUUCCACAUCAUGGAUGUGUUUCUCUGCGAGGGUAUGCAGGUCAUAUUUAACUUCUCGCUUGCGCUCUUGAAGGCUGGAAGAAAGGACAUGUUGACCAUGGAUUUUGAGGGAAUCUUGAAAUAUUUCCGAGUGUCAUUGCCAAAGAAAUUUCGCACAGUAGAAAGUGCGCAGGAACUUGUUCAGUCAGCUAUGUCUAUGAAGGUAACAUCUCGAAAACUACGCAAAUUUGAAAAAGAGUAUGAGGUAAUAAUGGCAGAAAGAGAAGACCCUAUUGAACGGCUGGAGAAUGAGAAUCGCCAGCUCAUGCAGGAAAAUAUGAGGUUAGACCAAGAGAACGAUGAACUUGCUCACGAGCUGAUCACAUGUCGACUGUCAUUACAAAAAGAAAUUGAUGAAGAAAGAGAUUUGUCAAAUGCAAUGGAAAUGGAACUGAAAGCAUUGAAACAGCAGCUUGAAGAUUUAGAUGAAGAGAAGAAACACCAUGAACAAGAGACAAUUCAGAUUAAAGAAAUGUACAGAAGAGAGACAGAAAAAUCAGAAGGAGAGAAUUCAAGAAAUACAGCCAUCAUCAUAGACUACAAAGAAAUUUGCUCCCAGUUGAGUGAACGAUUAGAAAAACAACAAACAUCUCAUAAACAAACAAUGGAACAUAUACGAAGUAAUGUCCAAAGCUGUGAUACCUGUUCAAAAAUAUUCACAGACGAUGGAAAUCUAGCACCAAGUGAACCACCCCUUAAGCCAGAGGAUGUGGACCCGCGACUUGCUGCUGCGGCAUCGCAGACACGGGAGCUUGAGCUGGACUUAGCGCAUACCAAACUUGAGCUUGUUGAAUCGCAGUGCCAUGUACAAGAGUUGGAGCAUCGUUUAAAUGCUGCUGUUAACGAGCUGCAGGAGAUGCAAGCAUCCAAGAACAGCUGGUUACAAAAGACUUUAACUUCUUUCAAAGAGGCCGCAACGCUGAAGAAAGAAUAAUGCUGUAUAGUUCUAAAAUACUUGGGUUUGUCUCAUCGGUAGAGCAGGGUGAUGUCGAGUGUCGGACCAUUUUGCAUUAGAUACCCACUACCAGUCUAUUUUGUACUACUAAGUACACCUAGCAGUCGAUUACUGUACAUGAUGUUGUAUUUGGUGCUGUUAUACUCUAUGUGGUACAGUUUAAUGUCUGGUACUUUCAAAUUAUACCAUAUGGAAUUUGAUACUACAAUCCCUUUGUAAUCCUAAGGUGUUUAGUAUUGCAGCCAAUAUAAUUGUUACAAUGUACAAUUUACAGUACCACCAAGCUACAAAGCCACAGUACAUGGCAUCCCAUGGUAUUUAUUAAACAGCUAUUUGAUACCCUAUAGUAAAUCUAUUUGGUACUCUAUGGUAUUUAGUACCACAGCUAAUCCUUUGGUACCCUGGGGUAUUGUGAACUGCUGCAAAUUGAGUAGGUGUCUUAAAGUAAUCUACCAAGCUAUUGGUACCCUAUGGUAUUUAGUAUUGCAGAUGUACUCUGGUAUUUAGUACCACAAAUAAUCUAUUUGGUACCCUAUGAUACCCCAUGGUACCAGAGAUAAAUCUAUUUGGUACCCUAUGGUAUUUAGCAUUGCAGUACAGUAAAUCCAUUUAGUACCAUAUAUGGUUAGUAUAGCAUCUAAAUCUAGUUGGUACCUUCUUGUAGCAAUUUACCACCAUGCUACAGUAUAUAAUAAUAAUAAUAUUUAUUACCGCAGCUUAUUAGAUACUGUAGCCUGUAUCAGUACCAGUCUUUUCAGUUCUUGUUCCUCAUUCCCAUUUAAGGUUUCUGCACAAUCAUGUAUAUCGUAACACUUCUAGCAAUUUAUAAUGAUUGACAGUAAUUGGUGCUUUUUAUGGGUGAUAUCAUUCCAAAUUUUGUGACUGUACACCAUUUUCGCUAGAUUUGAAAUAAAAAUGUCCAAGAACCUGGCAACUACCACUGGGGGACAUCCAGAGACCUAGUCAUUUCACUCUUUGAGUCCCAGUGUUUAGCCGUGCUGUAUGACUGGUGCACGAACUUGUUGUUUUAGAGGCAUAUUCUAGUCUUUGAAAACAAAAUGUCAAAACAAAAUAUAAAGGAAGAAAUUAGGGGCGCAUAAAACCUGCAGUGUUUUUUGUUGUUGAAGUACUCAGAAGAAGGCGUUGGCACUGUUUCAAAAUAGACCUGAUAAAAUGGUGUAUAUAAAAACUGAAUAUUUGUCAUUUUAUUGUUUUCAUGGUGUUAGAUCUAGUAUGGUGCAACAACACAACUUCUACAAUAUUACUAUGUUAAUACGCACAAAUAAAUCUAUUCUACAUGCAAAGAUAUGUUCAGAUUUGUUUUCAGUACUGGUGUGAACAUAAUCAAGGGUCCCAUAUCUGCUGUGAGUUGUGAAUGUAUCUCAGAAAUUUGGAGCAUCUCCGCACUCCUGCGAUCAAGCAAAAAUCUCCUUCAAACUAACUUUUCUCUCACAGUUUGCAUGUUUUACUACUGUAUCCCACUGAAGUCAGCUGAUUAGGGGCGGAUCCAGUAGGGGCGUGCGCCUCCCAUCCCUGUUCUGUCACUAAAUUUUAAAAUUUCAAGGCAUUUAUUGAAAUUAGCAUUCUCACUUAUCUAUUCUGAAUAUGUUGUGCCCCCCACCCCUUCGUUUGAAAAAUUCUGGAUCUGCCCAAGCUGAUCUUGAGUGUUGACACACUCAGCAAAAUAAGAUAAGGUGUGUUCAGUAAUGUGAUCUAGUCAAUAUAUUUUACAGUAUGUGAUUCUACCAUCUCCCUGUUGCUGAGUUGUAAGAGUAACAAAGGGCGCCCUCAUAUCUAAACAUUUAAAAAUUGAUAACGUUGUAAAUAUUUCUUGGCACAAACUCAAUAUUAAAAUGUAUAUAAAUUGAAAUUUUUUUUUGUAAAAAGGUGUUCAUACUUGUUAAGUAGUUUAUCUAUGCAUACUGUUCAGUUUUAUUACCCUCUACAUUUUUAGAUUUUUCUUUAUAAUUAAUAAUUAAUGAUGCAUAUAAUGAGAGGAGUUCACCUUGUACUUGUAUUAAUUAAAUUCCGAUACAUAUUAUUUUAAAUUUUAUUACUAGUGUUACAUGGAGAUAAGAUACAUUAGGUAAUUAACAAAUGGCCUUUUGAAAUUUAAAUUUAUUCUAUUGUUGAGAAAUCUGUGCAGCUAAAGUAUACACUUUAAAAUACUAAUAAGUUACAUUUUAAUUAUAAGAAAUAAAAUCAUAAAAAAUGAAUUUUACAAAUCUUUAAUAGGUUGAAAAACUAUUGAAUAAUUAUUUAUGCAAAUUUUUAAGUGAACCUUGAUUUUUUUUGAAUGAAUUCCAUAAAAUUAUGAUAAAAAUAUCAAAACAUAUUAAUGAGUAGUUAUAAUUACCUAAUUUGUCCUUCAAAGAUAUACUAAAUAAUUGUUAGAACACCCUGUUGUUAAGAGAGUGAUUCAUGUCUAAAAGCAACUCAAAGAAGUUGAUUUUAAAAAUAUACUUUGUAACAUUCGUUACUAGUUAUCUGAUUUAUAUAAUCACAAUUUUAUUUUUAAAAAUAUGAAUAAUAGUUAUAUGUAUAAUUAUUUAACUAAUAAAUAUAAUAUGUAGAUUUUUUUUCAGUAUUGUUAAAUAUUUAAAUCAUUUUAUAACAAUAUGAAUACUUAAAAUACUUUGUACAACAUUUUCCCUUUAAUUUAGUAGUUCCACUAAUCCUUUAUUUUUAAAGAAUUUCCUUGUAGUUUGUUUUACUUAUUUAACAACUAAAACAUACCAUACUUAUAGUGUGUAUCUAUAUUGUUGUUUAUGAAAAUUGUUUACAUGUAAAUAUGUAUAAGAAUAAUUGCAAAGAAUAAUAACAAGAAGGCUCCACCAUGCCAUUACAUGUAUCCGUUCACAUGUGUACAAUUGUAUGUAUAAAUUAUGUGUAUAGUGGCUUGUAAAUUCUUGUAAAAUUUAAAGACAAACGUAAUAAUGACGUCAUAUAAUACUAGUGAUUCAUUUGUAAAUCCAUGUUUGUGGAGUAUAUAUUAAUAAAAGUGUAAAAAAGAAACUCAUGGUUAAAAAAAACACUAUAAUUCAGUCGCCAUAAUUUAGGUUAAUCCUGUACCUUUGUUGAAAAUGUAAACAUUCUCAGCUCUCCAUUCCAUUAUAGGUUCUGAGGAUGCAAGCCGCAUUUUAUAUCUGAACUAUCUGACUAUCGAUCGUGAGAUAACCUUCAAUAUUUAUAUUUAUUUUGAUUUCAUUUCUUUAUCAUGUUUCAUGCUGAAAAAUAAAAACCCAGUUGGUUAUUUUCAUGCCUCAACAUUUAGGAUAUAAUAUACACUCUUCACCAAUAUUCAGUCAUAUUACUGAUAUGAAUUUGUCUAUUGUCACUUAGAUUUCGUGACAUUAUGGUUUUACUAAUAUUCAUGGUUUAGUUGCUUAUUUGCCAUGGAUUUGAGGCUCAUUGUGGUGGUAUUUUGCUGACAGAAGGCUAUAUACAGUUGUUACUGAAACGUAUCUUAAGGUGGUAUAAGUAAAGUGUUUUCAAGAUCUGAA